Molecule: messenger RNA, 231 nt
Organism: Paramecium octaurelia
Lineage: Eukaryota; Ciliophora; Oligohymenophorea; Peniculida; Parameciidae
Source: the annotation of a GenBank genome assembly
GCUUGGGAAAUGUCUACUCUAAUACAAAAAUUAUAUCACCCUUAAUUUUUGAAAAAAUGUCAUAUAGAACAUUGAGUUUUGGAAUUCUUAAUAAAAUCUCAGAUUUAAGAAAGAAAUGCUUCUUAAUUCUUAAAUUGCCAAUUUAGCCUAUUUUUUAUGAGAAGGAUAGAGUAUUAUUGAGGUAGAAAUAGGAGGUAAAUUUAAAUCACGAAAAUUUUAAUAGCACGUGAA